Messenger RNA from Gallus gallus (chicken), 1954 nucleotides. RefSeq names its product Wnt family member 1 (gene WNT1). The transcript has 4 exons. The record is from RefSeq and is marked validated. Gene Ontology annotation, molecular function: frizzled binding; cytokine activity. Gene Ontology annotation, biological process: cell fate commitment; neuron differentiation; multicellular organism development. Bases 812 to 1918 code for a protein of 368 amino acids. Lineage: Eukaryota; Metazoa; Chordata; Aves; Galliformes; Phasianidae. Gene Ontology annotation, cellular component: extracellular region.
UCCAUCCCAACCCGGUCCGACACCGACCCCCCGCCUCACUUUAAACCGACCCCCCCCCCUUUAACACCGACCCCCCCCCCCCAUCCCGCACUCCUCCAUCCCGCACUGCUCCCCCCCCGCCCCGCAAACCCCACCGCCUCCCUUUCUCCCGGUGCGGUGCGGGGGCUUUCAGUGCGGGUAGAGGGGGGGGGUUAAGAGUGGGGAAGGGGCGGGGGGGGUCAGCCGGUAUAGGGCCGUCCCGCACCCACCCGCGGGGUUAAUCCGUUCCGUGACGGACAGCCCCGGCGCCGCCGCUCCGUCCGCCCCAUAAGAAGAGGUGCUCGGCACCGCCGCUCCCCAUUGUUAUGGGGCCGUGGGGACCCCGCGCACCGCCCCUAUAAGAACAGCCCCGCAUCACCCGCCGCCGAACCGCACCGCAGCGCAGCGCCGCCGUCCCACCCGUCCAACCGAACCGAACCGCACCGCACCGCACCCAAACGGGACCGCCGGCCCCGACGUCGCGCACCGCACACAGCCGAGCAGCGCCCCCCAACCCCGACCCCGCGCCCCGACCCCAAUCCGACCCCGCACCGCAGCCCCGACGUCGCGCACCGCCGCAGCCCCCACCGCGGCCCCGGGGUCGGUGCCGCCCCGCCCCGCCCGAACCACGCGCGAACGGAAACACGCGUGGAUGUCAACGGCCGGGCCGGGGGCUCCGCGUGGCCAUAAAUAGGGCGGCGGGCGCCGUUCGGGCGCGCAGUGCGGGAGCGGUGCGGGAGCGGUGCGGGACCGUCGGGGCGCAGCACCGCACCGCACCGCACCGCACCGCACCAUGCGCGGCCCCGCGCUGCUCCUCGCGCUCCGCGCCCUCUGCGCGCUCUCGGCGCUCCGCGGCACCGCGCGGGCGGUGAACAACAGCGGGAGGUGGUGGGGCAUCAUCAACGUGGCCUCAUCCACCAACCUGCUGACGGAUUCGGGCAGCGUGCAGUUGGUUCUGGAGCCCGGCCUGCAGCUGCUGAGCCGCAAACAGAGGCGUCUGAUCCGACAGAACCCCGGCAUCCUGCACAGCGUCAGCGCCGGGCUGCAGAGCGCCGUCCGGGAGUGCCAAUGGCAGUUCCGCAACCGCCGCUGGAACUGCCCCACGUCUCAGGGCCCCAACAUCUUUGGCAAGAUCGUUAACAGGGGGUGCCGGGAGACGGCGUUCAUCUUCGCCAUCACCAGCGCCGGCGUGACGCACUCGGUGGCCCGGUCCUGCUCCGAGGGCUCCAUCGAAUCGUGCACCUGCGAUUACCGCCGGCGCGGCCCGGGGGGGCCCGAUUGGCACUGGGGGGGCUGCAGUGAUAACAUCGAUUUCGGGAGGCUCUUCGGGAGGGAAUUUGUGGAUUCCAGCGAGAAGGGCCGAGAUCUGCGCUUCCUGAUGAACCUACACAACAACGAGGCCGGGCGCAUGACGGUCUUCUCGGAGAUGCGCCAGGAGUGCAAAUGCCACGGCAUGUCGGGCUCCUGCACCGUGCGCACCUGCUGGAUGCGCCUGCCCACCUUCCGCGCCGUGGGCGACGUCCUCAAAGACCGCUUCGACGGCGCCUCGAGGGUCAUCUACGGCAACAAAGGCAGCAACCGAGCCUCGAGGGUCGAGCUGCACCACCUGGAACCCGAAAACCCGGCCCACAAACCCCCCUCGCCCCACGAUUUGGUUUACUUCGAGAAGUCGCCCAAUUUCUGCACCUACAGCGGGAAGAUGGGGACGGCGGGGACGGCGGGGCGGGCGUGCAACAGCUCCUCCCCGGGGUUGGAUGGCUGUGAGCUGCUGUGCUGCGGGAGGGGGUUCCGUACGCGCACCCAACGCGUCACCGAGCGCUGCAACUGCACCUUCCAUUGGUGCUGCCACGUCAGCUGCCUCAACUGCACCAACACACAGGUGCUGCACGAGUGUCUGUGAGGGCCGCGUGGAGCUGCGCUGGAGGGUGGGGGGGGU